UCCAUGAGCUGUGAUGGUGGGAAAGUGUUGGUUUUCCCAGUGGAUGGCAGUCACUGGCUGAACAUGAAAGUUAUCAUUGAAGAGCUCCAUUCAAGGGGCCACACCGUUUCAGUUGUGCGGCCAUCCGACAGCUGGUAUAUCAAGGAAACCUCUCCUUUUUACACGUCAAUUACCCUCGAUAUAGCAGGGGGAUUUGACGAGGACUUUAUCAGCACAUUUGUCUCUCAGUUGCUGGAGAUCCAGAGAGGAGGGAGAUCCGCCUGGGCUCAUUUCAAGCUGGAAAUGGAAACGAUGGAGAAGACUCAGGAGAUGCUUGAGAAAACGUCAAACAUGGUAUCACACAUGUUGGAGAACCAAGGGCUGAUGCAGUCUCUGAGAGAUGCUAAGUACGAUCUUUUUCUGACUGACCCAGCCAUGGGAGGUGGAGUCUUCCUGGCUCACUCCUUGGGUUUGCCGCUGGUGUUCAACGUGAGAUGGACUAUUAAGGGGGAGGGGCACUGGGCUAUAGCUCCCUCUCCCCUCUCAUAUAUCCCCAUGACAGGCACAGAGUUGUCAGAUAACAUGAGUUUCCUCCAGAGGGUUCUUAAUGUACUGGCUUAUGGCAUGUAUGAAUUACAGGCUGCCGUGUACGUGAAACCUAUUUUUUCUGAUUUAGCACAGCGCUUCUUUGGUCCUGACGUGGACUACUUCUCACUGUUUCAAGCUGCUGACCUGUGGCUCAUGAGAGUUGACUUUGUGUUUGAGUUCCCUCGUCCCACCAUGCCUAAUGUUAUCUACAUGGGAGGGUUCCAGUGUAAACCUGCCAAGCCCCUUCCUCAAGAUCUGGAGGAGUUUGUUCAGAGUUCUGGAGAACAUGGAGUCAUUGUCAUGUCUCUGGGGACUUUAGUUGGAGAGCUCCCUCAAGAUUUAGCUGAUAAAAUAGCAGCUGCUUUUUCUCAGCUUCCCCAGAAGGUGAUCUGGAGGUACAAGGGCAGCAGGCCAGCUACCCUGGGCAACAACACCCUAAUAGUGGACUGGAUGCCACAGAAUGACCUACUAGGGCACCCCCAGAUAAAGGUAUUUGUGGCUCAUGGAGGAACCAAUGGAGUUCAAGAGGCUCUGUACCACGGGGUUCCAAUAUUGGGACUCCCACUGAUUUUUGAUCAGCAUGACAAUCUGAUGAGAAUCGAAGCAAGAGGAGCGGGAAAGAUUGUUGACAUUUACACCAUGGACAGAGAAAUCUUCCUCCAAGGCCUUCAGGAAGUGCUGAAUGAGCCUUCCUACAGGCUGAAUAUGCAGAGACUCUCCAGGCUCCACAAGGACCAGCCAAUGAAAUCCCUGGAUAGCGCCCUCUUCUGGAUUGAGUUUGUCAUGAGACACAAAGGUGCUUCUCACCUUCGUACAGAGUCCUAUAAAAUGCCCUGGUAUGUUUACCACUCAAUAGAUAUAAUGGCGUUGUUACUCACUAUUGGAAUCAUAAGUAUGUUGAUUUUUGCUGCAGUAUUGAGGUCUUGCUUCAGGAUGUGUUUAAAGAGAAAAAUAAACAAG
Molecule: messenger RNA, 1527 nt
Organism: Hypomesus transpacificus
Lineage: Eukaryota; Metazoa; Chordata; Actinopteri; Osmeriformes; Osmeridae
Product: UDP-glucuronosyltransferase 2A1-like
Exons: 2
Molecular function (GO): UDP-glycosyltransferase activity
Source: RefSeq, a predicted model, not a curated record